Molecule: messenger RNA, 1260 nt
Organism: Clupea harengus (Atlantic herring)
Lineage: Eukaryota; Metazoa; Chordata; Actinopteri; Clupeiformes; Clupeidae
Gene: meaf6
Product: MYST/Esa1-associated factor 6
Cellular component (GO): histone acetyltransferase complex
Source: RefSeq, a predicted model, not a curated record
AUUUUGCGUGUUGUUUUUAUGAGAAAUCCAUCAUGGCAAUGCAUGCGAAAGCUACACCGCCACAGAUUCCCGACACACGUCGGGAAUUAUCAGAACUUGUGAAGAGAAAACAAGAACUAGCGGAAACUUUGGUAAACCUGGAGCGGCAGAUCUAUGCAUUUGAGGGGAGCUACCUGGAGGACACUCAAAUGUAUGGGAACAUUAUUAGAGGCUGGGACCGCUACCUCACCAAUCAAAAGAAUUCCAAUAGCAAGACUGACAGAAGAAACAGGAAGUUCAAGGAGGCCGAAAGGCUUUUCAGCAAGUCGUCUGUCACUUCUGUGGCUGCUGUCUGUGCGCUUGGGGGCAUCCCAGAUCAUAUGAAUGAGAAACGUGAGCCAGGCAGCGGAACCGAAAGUGACACCUCCCCGGACCUCCAAAACCAGGAGAACGAGCCCAGUCAGGAGGACACGGAGGACGGUGACGGGGCGGCCCAGGACCUGAAGCCCCAGAAAGCCGCCUCCUCUUCCUCUGGCAGUCACCACGGCAGCCACAAGAAGCGCAAAAACAAGAACAGACACAGUCCCUCUGCCAUGUUUGAUUAUGACUUCGAGUUCGACAUGAAGAUGAAUAAGAAGCCCCGCGCGGACUACUCGGCCUGAGGGGUUCCUGGAGGAACAGACAACAGAUCACACAAGGAACACUCCAGAACUCCACACACGCAGCAAACAGUGUACUUGUGCUGAAUUAUUGUUUCUUUAUCUUUUUGUUUCUUUUUUUUUUUCUUUUUCUCCUCUCGUUUUGAAAGGAGUAGGGGUCGCCUGCUCCUAGCAAACAGUGUAAAGAUCGCUUGUGUUUGUGUUGCAUAGAAGAGACGUCUUCUUGGUUUGCUCAUUCAUGUCAUAUUAUCCGUUUGUGAUCUGAGCGAAGGCCAUAGGAUCGCCUUUGUGAUGGGAAGGUCUUUGAAAAGCUUUGUACAGAGAGUUUGUCCGUUGUGCAUGUUUCAGUUGACUCAAGGCAGGAACACUAAGCAUGCACUUUGUAUUUUUUUGUCAUACCAUUAGGUGUUUUUUUUUCUUUCAUAGUAUUUUUCAUUUGUUUUUUUUUUACUGUUUAGAUUUUUUUUUAGAGAACUUGUAUACUUUUUUUUUUUUUUCUUAACGUGGGUUUGAAAUUAUUCCUUGUGACUUAAUUUUGUCAUUGUGGAUAUUAUUUUUUACCAUGUUUUGUUUUUGCAUAAAAGUGUAAAAUUGUAAAAGUGUAAUAAAUUUCAGAACGUCA